AUGGUCAGCGUCCCUGUGGCCAUUGGCAUCGGCCUCAUCUUCUCCUUUGUCCAAUCCCUCGGCCUGACCAUCCAGCGCAAGUCUCACUUGAUUGCAGCUCGACAACCCAUCGAGGAGCGCAGACCAGAAUGGAGGCAACCACUGUGGCUCUUUGGGUUCCUCGUCUUCCUCAUUGCCAACGUGGGUGGGACCAUCUUUCAGAUUGGGGCUCUGCCGAUUGUCAUGCUUGCGCCGCUCGGUGCGGUCUCGCUACUCUACAAUGCGCUUCUCGCCAAAUUCUUGCUACAGGACGUACUCGGCCCCAUGAUGAUCGGAGGAACAGCCCUCAUCCUCGUUGGUGCCGUCCUCAUUGGCUACUUUGGCGCGAUCCAAGAAGCGCCGCAUUCACUCGACGAGCUGCUAAACCUCUUCGGCCGCGGCCCUUUCGUCGCCCUCGUUACCAUGCUUUUCAUGACCUUCACCUGCGUAAGCCUCAUUGCGCAUCUGGGAGAGUGGCAGCUGCACACCUCGCUGUUGCCGCCAGAAGAGAGAAGAGCGCGCUCUUCAUCUAAGAAGAAGGGGCAUGGCAAGCGCUCGAAGCUUGCCAGGCGGUGGCUGCUACUUGCAGUCGCCUUCGCAGCUUUGUCAGGUACCCUCUCUGGCCUCUGUCUACUGCUGGCCAAGAGCGGCGUCGAGCUGCUCGUCUUGACUUUUGGCGAGGGUAAGAAUCAGUUCAACCGUUUCGGCAGCUGGGCGCUCGUCGGGAUCAUGAUUUUUGCAGCUGUAGCUCAGCUCUGGUACCUCAACAAGGCUCUCAAGAUGGCGGACCCGACCUUUGUCUGCCCACUCGCAUUCUGCUUCUACAACACCAGCUCAAUCGCGCUUGGCCUCGUCUACUUCGAUCAGCUGGCCGCCAUCUCUACCCCCUCACUCUGCCUCAUCAUCCUCGGCAUCGUCGUCUUGCUGUGCGGUGUCUUCAUCGUCUCCAUGAAGCCCGCCGCUGAAGAUGGCGAGGUGCCGUACGACGAAGUGGCCGCAGACGAAGCUGCUGAUACUUCAGCAGACGGCCCAACUAUGAUGCAGCAG
This is a messenger RNA of Jaminaea rosea, 1065 nucleotides long. RefSeq lists its product as hypothetical. Lineage: Eukaryota; Fungi; Basidiomycota; Exobasidiomycetes; Microstromatales. Gene Ontology annotation, molecular function: magnesium ion transmembrane transporter activity. The annotation marks the transcript as partial. Gene Ontology annotation, cellular component: membrane. The record is from RefSeq and is a predicted model, not a curated record. The transcript has 3 exons. Gene Ontology annotation, biological process: magnesium ion transport.